AUGUCGAUGAAGAUUUGGCUGCACGCAUUUUUCCUAGCCAAAUUCAGCAUAGUUUUCACACAUAUUCGAUCCCGCCCAUGUCCAACUUCAAACUUAUCAAUAUCACCAUCAAACGUAAUCAAAAUCGGGGUUUUGUUGCCUUUCACGGGAAACCACCAGUGGGUUCUGCAAGCAACCUUCCCGGCCAUUCAACUGGCCACGGAAACAGUUCAGAAGGACCCAACAAUUCUUCAUGGAUACCGUUUUGUGUUGAACGUGGCAGAUUCAGCUUGCUCAGAAACGUUUGGUCCUUUGGCAGCCAUUGAUAUGUACGUAAACCAGUCAGCACAUGUGUUUGUAGGUCCAGCCUGCGAGUACGCCAUCGCUCCUGUUGCACGGUUCUCCUAUUAUUGGGGAAUUCCGGUGCUGACGGCCGGAGGGAUGGUGUCUGCAUUCGCGGACAAGAACGAGUACAAGUUGUUGACUAGAGUACAG
Candidula unifasciata is the source of this 474-nucleotide messenger RNA. Lineage: Eukaryota; Metazoa; Mollusca; Gastropoda; Stylommatophora; Geomitridae. The record is from the annotation of a GenBank genome assembly.